GGCACAUUGGCCCAUUUCCACUGUUGUCCUCGUCAUCGUUUCGGCCGUUCUCCCGACGCUGCACUGGCGCAGCACUGCUCGCUGCAGGUGCGAACGGGCGGGACGCCGUCGAGCUGAGCUGUUAGUAGUCGGCGGACUGGGCUCAGCCUGACGAUGCCGCUGGCGUCGACCUUCCUCGCGGCCAAGGCGCUGGCGCUGUCGCUGCUCAACCUGUCGGCCAGGGUCACGGACAGCCCGACGGCGGGCGCGACGACGGCGGGGGCGACCGCCGGCAACGGCUGGAGCGCCGUCCUGGACAAGUCCUUCGACAUGUACUCCAACAUGAGCCGGUCCGGGUCGGAGGAGGCCUCGCGGGCCAUCUUCCCAGGGACGCUGUGGUGCGGCCAGGGCUCCAACGCCGCGUCCUUCGACGAGCUGGGCGUGUUCGCCGGGCCGGACCGCUGCUGCCGGGACCACGACCACUGCCCGGACUUCAUCGCGCGGCACGAGACCAAGCACGGUCUGUUCAACGACCACCACUCGUCGUCCGCGCUGUGCGCCUGCGACCACAAGUUCCUGCAGUGCCUGCGCGAGGACGGGUCGGUGAUCGCGCGCGAGGUGGGCCGCCUGUACUUCGACUUCCUGGAGCCCGUGUGCUUCACGUACGACUACCCGGUGCUGGGCUGUCGCCGACGAGACAAGACCGGCCGCAGGGCGGGCGGCGACGGCCGCUGCGUGGAGUACGAGUACGACACGUCCAGGGCGCCCGAGUGGCACUUCGAGGACUUCCCCUACCACUACGGCAGCCGGGUGGCGGCGGGCGAGGUGAGCGUGGCGGCCGAGGGCGCGGCGGCGCUCGCGGGCCAGGAGCGGCCCGACGUGGCCGCCAACGGCGAGGACGCCGAGCUGUGGAACGCGCUGCUCAUGAACAGGCACGUGCGCUUCGGCAGCAAGUUCCGGGCGGCCGGCGACCAGGACGAGCACCGCGGCGGCCCGUGGGAGAGCGUCAUCGGCGAGCAGGUCUUCCCCGGGGCCGACGGCGGCUAGCGCCACCCGCACGGCGGCCAGCACCGCGACGAGCACGGCGGCCAGCACGGCGACGAGCACGGCGACGAGCACGGCGACGAGC
Frankliniella occidentalis (western flower thrips) is the source of this 1108-nucleotide messenger RNA. RefSeq lists its product as uncharacterized. The record is from RefSeq and is a predicted model, not a curated record. Bases 154 to 1026 code for a protein of 290 amino acids. Gene Ontology annotation, molecular function: A2-type glycerophospholipase activity. NCBI's taxonomy places the organism in Eukaryota, Metazoa, Arthropoda, Insecta, Thysanoptera, Thripidae. The transcript has 3 exons. Gene Ontology annotation, biological process: arachidonate secretion; phospholipid metabolic process.